Arabidopsis lyrata subsp. lyrata is the source of this 1248-nucleotide messenger RNA. Its product is annotated as peroxidase 52. The transcript is spliced from 4 exons. Gene Ontology annotation, molecular function: heme binding; peroxidase activity. Gene Ontology annotation, biological process: response to oxidative stress; hydrogen peroxide catabolic process. The record is from RefSeq and is a predicted model, not a curated record. The coding region runs from base 64 to 1038 and encodes 324 amino acids. NCBI's taxonomy places the organism in Eukaryota, Viridiplantae, Streptophyta, Magnoliopsida, Brassicales, Brassicaceae.
UGUUCUUCAAGUACAAUAAUCAACUCUAAGUCUAUUAUAUUCAAGUCUUUGUUUUAACCUACAAUGGCUUCAAAUCAACUUACUGCUAUUCUAGUUCUCGUACUUACACUUUUACUCCAAGGUAAUAACAAUAACGUCGUCGAAGCACAACUCACGACUAAUUUCUACUCAACCUCUUGCCCUAACCUCCUCUCCACCGUCCAAAGCGCCGUUAAAUCUGCCGUUAACAGCGAGGCUCGAAUGGGUGCAUCUAUCCUCCGUCUCUUCUUCCACGAUUGCUUCGUCAACGGAUGUGACGGUUCGAUUCUGCUAGAUGACACGUCGAGCUUCACAGGAGAACAAAACGCGGCCCCAAACCGCAAUUCAGCUCGUGGGUUUAAUGUGAUCGACAACAUCAAAUCAGCGGUUGAGAAAGCAUGUCCCGGGGUUGUGUCUUGUGCUGAUAUCUUAGCCAUUGCAGCUAGAGACUCCGUCGUAGUCCUUGGAGGGCCGAAUUGGAAUGUUAAAGUAGGAAGAAGAGAUGCAAGAACGGCGAGUCAAGCGGCAGCGAAUAGUAACAUUCCGGCCCCGACUUCGAGUCUGAGCCAACUCAUUAGUAGUUUCAGUGCUGUUGGACUCUCCACCAGAGAUAUGGUUGCUCUCUCCGGCGCACACACGAUCGGACAAUCCCGUUGCACGAACUUCCGAGCGAGAAUCUACAACGAGACAAACAUCAACGCCGCCUUCGCCACCACACGUCAACGAACUUGCCCUAGAGCCACCGGUUCCGGCGACGGAAACCUAGCUCCACUAGACGUCACCACGGCGGCUUCCUUCGACAACAACUACUUCAAGAAUCUCAUGACUCAGAGAGGUCUCCUCCAUUCCGACCAAGUGCUCUUCAACGGAGGCUCCACUGACUCCAUUGUCCGUGGAUACAGCAACAAUCCAUCGAGCUUUAACUCUGACUUCGCGGCGGCGAUGAUCAAGAUGGGUGAUAUCAGCCCGUUGACUGGUAGUAGCGGUGAAAUCCGCAAGGUUUGCGGGAGGACCAACUGAUUCAAAUCUCCUCCACGUGUUCUUUUCCUAUUGGAUUUUUUAUUUUGUUAUUUGAGUUGGUGAGAAUAAGAUUGAUCUUCUCCAAAAAUUUCGAAGAUCCCAUUUAAUGUCUUUUUUUUUUUUUUUUUGUUCCUUUUCUUGCUUUGUGUUGAAGUGUGUAUUUUAUUUUCGCAUUAAAAUCCAAUGAAAUUAGCUUAUAUAUCUGCCCAA